AUGCUUUCUUUUACAGUUUUGCUGGCGGCAUCCGCCUGGACGAGUGUCUCAUUUGCGAAGCCCAUUCCUGUUCCCCAGGUUGAAAUCAAGACAGGUUUCACCCUUGUGCAAAGUGUUGCAAAGCCAUUCCAGGCUGGUCCUGUGGUUUUGCAAAGGGCCUACCUCAAAUACAACAGUUCCGUGCCCGCUGAUGUCAAGGCCGCAGCAGCAGGUGGGACCGUCACUGCUACUCCUGAACAAUAUGACGCCGAAUACCUCUGCCCUGUCAACAUUGGAGGUCAAACGUUAAACCUCGAUUUUGAUACCGGGUCCUCAGAUCUGUGGGUUUUCUCGUCCGAGCUGUCCAGCUCCGAGCAAUCUGGACACAGCAUCUACGAUCCGUCCAAGUCCAGCACGGCCAAGGAGCUAAGCGGAGCCACCUGGAAAAUAUCCUAUGGCGAUGGAUCGAGUGCGAGCGGGAACGUCUACACUGACACUGUCAAUGUCGGUGGCACGACAGUCACCGGACAAGCUGUCGAACUUGCCCAACAGAUCAGUUCACAGUUUCAACAAGACGCAAACAACGACGGUCUCCUCGGUCUGGCUUUCAGCUCCAUCAACACGGUCCAACCUCAGCAGCAAACCACCUUCUUCGACACUGCAAUUUCUCAAGGCGUUCUUCAGCAGAACGUCUUCACGGCUGACUUGAAGAAAGGUGCCCCAGGAUCCUACGACUUUGGCUUCAUUGACAGCAGCAAAUACACCGGUGACAUCACCUAUACACCUGUGGACAACUCUCAGGGCUUCUGGGAAUUCACUGGUACAGGCUACCAGGUUGGCAACGGGAGAUUCCAGUCUGCAAGCAUUGAUGCCAUUGCUGACACCGGCACCACUCUCCUUCUCAUGGAUGAUAACAUUGUUUCGGCCUACUACAACCAAGUUGACGGCGCCCAGUACGACAAUUCCCAGGGCGGCUAUACUUUCCCGUGUUCUGCGAAUCUCCCCGACUUCGCUGUCGGUGUUGGCAGCUAUCACGCUGUCAUUCCAGGAUCAUUCAUGAAUUUCGCUCCUACCUCCGCCGCUUCCUCUUCUUGUUAUGGUGGCCUUCAGAGCAACCAGGGCAUUGGGAUCUCUAUCUAUGGUGACAUUUUCCUCAAGGCCGUCUUCGCUGUUUUUGACAACGAUAACAUGCAAUUUGGCGUUGCGGCGAAGAACUUGUAA
Molecule: messenger RNA, 1200 nt
Organism: Cladophialophora psammophila CBS 110553
Lineage: Eukaryota; Fungi; Ascomycota; Eurotiomycetes; Chaetothyriales; Herpotrichiellaceae
Product: aspergillopepsin I
Exons: 4
Coding region: 1-1200 (399 amino acids)
Biological process (GO): proteolysis
Molecular function (GO): aspartic-type endopeptidase activity
Source: RefSeq, a predicted model, not a curated record